AUGAGUUCAGCUAUGGAAAAUAAUAUUUUAUUAAAAACGGAUUCAUAUAAAAUUUCACACCAUAAACAAUAUCCACCGGAAACAACAGUUGUAUAUGCAUAUUUGGAAAGUCGUGGUGGUGAUUAUCCUGAACAAGUUUUCUUUGGUUUACAAUAUAUAUUAAAAAAACAUUUAGCCGGACAAGUUGUUACAAGAGAAUAUUUAGAACAAGGAAUAGAUUUUUGGCAUAAACAUUUUGGUUAUGAUAUUGUUAAUCGAGAAAUGUGGGAAUAUAUUAUUGAAAAAUAUGAUGGAUAUUUACCAAUACGUAUUAAAGCUGUACCAGAAGGUACAGUUGUACCAACUGGAAAUGUUUUAAUGACUAUUGAAAAUACGGAUCCAAAAUGUUCAUCAUUAACAACAUUUUUAGAAACGAUUUUAUUACAAAUUUGGUAUCCAAUUACAAUUGCUACAAAUUCCAGAGAAAUUAAAAAGAUUUUAUUACGAUCAUUAGUAAAAACAGGUGAUCCAUCUGUAAUUAAAGGGCAAUUACAUGAUUUUGGAUUUCGUGGUGUAUCAUCAUAUGAAACAUCAGCAAUUGGUUCAUGUGCACAUUUGACAUCAUUUUCUGGCACUGAUACAAUCUCUGGUUGUGUUCUAGCUCAUAAUUUUUAUUUAGCUGAGGAAAUGAUCGCAUUUUCUAUUCCGGCAUCUGAACAUUCAACAAUGGUUAGUUGGACAAAAGAAAAAGAACGAGAAGCUUAUGAAAAUAUACUGGAUAUGUAUCCAAACGGUAUUGUUGCAUGUGUAUCUGAUUCGUAUAAUAUUUAUGAUGCAUGUGAACAUAUUUGGGGUACACAAUUACAUGAUAAAAUUCUUGAACGUGAUGGAACAUUGGUUAUACGAUCUGAUUCUGGUGAUCCAAUAGAAGUUUUAGAACGUUUAUUAACUAUCCUGUAUGAUAAAUUUGGUGGAGCUGUUAAUGAAAAAGGUUUUAAAGUUCUUGAUAAACAUAUUCGAUUAAUUCAAGGUGAUGGUGUUAAUAUGAAAGCGAUUAAGGAAAUUCUCGAAUUACUCGAACGAAUUGGUUUUGCUACUGAUAAUCUUAUAUUUGGCAGUGGUGGUGGACUCUUACAAAAAUUUGAUCGCGAUACAAUGAAAUUUGCAAUAAAAUGUUCAUUUGUUGAAAUAACUGGUAUUGGUGGUAUAGCUGUUGCUAAAAAUCCUAUAACUGAUGCAGGCAAACGUAAUAAACCUGGCCGACUUAAAUUAGUUAAAGAUAAUGAUGAUACUUAUCGAACAUUGAACAGCAUAGAUCAUACUGAAGAAUAUGAUGCCGCCGAAGAUCAGUUGGUAACAGUUUUUGAAAAUGGCAAAAUUUUAUGUGAAUAUACAUUUGAUACAAUACGUGCCAACUGUGAUAUCGAUAUUGAUCGACUUGAUUCUAUUAAUUUUAUGUAG
Molecule: messenger RNA, 1440 nt
Organism: Adineta steineri
Lineage: Eukaryota; Metazoa; Rotifera; Eurotatoria; Adinetida; Adinetidae
Source: the annotation of a GenBank genome assembly